Eruca vesicaria subsp. sativa (arugula) is the source of this 843-nucleotide messenger RNA. The record is from the annotation of a GenBank genome assembly. NCBI's taxonomy places the organism in Eukaryota, Viridiplantae, Streptophyta, Magnoliopsida, Brassicales, Brassicaceae.
AUGUCGGCCAUUGUGGCGCUAUGCAGAGCUCGAGCUGCUUCUUCUUCUUCUUUGUUCAGUAGCCUUGUUCGUCCAGCAUUUCGCAGUUUCUCCACAGGUUUUGGUGAUGUGCAGAACAAAACGCUGGUGGCAGAAAUGGAAGAAAAGAUGCUCCACAUGGACAUCAACUCAAUGAUAGGAAGUUCCAUGCCACUAGGAAUGAUGCGCAUAGGAACAAUCAUCCACAACAUCGAGAUGAACCCUGGACAAGGCGCCAAGCUAGUAAGAGCUGCAGGAACUAACGCCAAGAUCCUCAAGGAGCCUGCUUCAGGAAAGUGCUUGAUAAAGCUUCCAUCAGGUGACACCAGGUGGAUCAACGCCAGAUGCCGUGCCACGAUUGGUACAGUGUCAAACCCUUCUCAUGGAGUGAAGAAGCUGUACAAAGCAGGACAGAAUAGGUGGCGGGGGAUAAGACCCAAAGUGAGAGGAGUGGCGAUGAAUCCGUGUGAUCAUCCACAUGGUGGUGGUGAAGGGAAAAGUAAGAGUAGUGGAAGCAGAGGAAGAACAUCGGUUAGCCCUUGGGGGAAGCCGUGCAAAGGUGGUUACAAGUCUGCUAGUGUCAAGAAGAAGAAGAAGAGAUUAGCUGCUAGAGAGGCCAAGAUGUGAUCUUGAUGAAUAAAAAGUUUGACAGUUUUCUUCAAAUGCAUCUUUUUGAGAGUUUUUGUUUUUCUUGAAACUUGAAAUGAAACGUUUUGAGCGUCAUAAACGUUUUAAUAAAACGCGUUUUUCAAUAUUAAGUGAGUUACGAUUGUCCUAAUAAGAGACUGUAAUAGAACCAGGUUUGAACAAGACACUGAAUCAAUC